GCUUCUCCCCGGAUAGGCUCCCCUCCCCGGUGUGAUUGUAAGUCAUGACGGACUCCAAAUACUUCACCACCAACAAAAAAGGGGAGAUCUUCGAACUGAAAGCCGAGCUCAACAAUGAGAAGAAGGAGAAGAGAAAAGAGGCGGUGAAGAAGGUCAUCGCAGCUAUGACUGUAGGCAAGGACGUCAGCUCCCUUUUCCCGGACGUGGUGAACUGCAUGCAGACCGACAACCUGGAGCUGAAGAAGCUGGUCUACCUGUACCUGAUGAACUAUGCCAAGAGCCAGCCGGACAUGGCCAUCAUGGCCGUGAACAGCUUCGUGAAGGACUGCGAGGACCCCAACCCCCUCAUCCGUGCCCUGGCCGUGCGCACCAUGGGCUGCAUCCGCGUGGACAAGAUCACCGAGUACCUGUGCGAGCCGCUGCGCAAGUGCCUGAAGGACGAGGACCCGUACGUGCGCAAGACGGCGGCCGUCUGCGUGGCCAAGCUGCACGACAUCAAUGCGCAGAUGGUCGAGGACCAGGGCUUCCUGGACUCCCUGCGGGACCUCAUCGCGGACUCCAAUCCCAUGGUGGUGGCCAACGCGGUGGCAGCCCUGUCCGAGAUCAGCGAGUCUCACCCCAACAGCAACCUGCUGGACCUCAACCCGCAGAACAUCAACAAGCUGCUCACCGCCCUGAACGAAUGUACCGAGUGGGGCCAGAUCUUCAUCCUGGACUGCCUGUCCAACUACAACCCGAAAGAUGACCGGGAGGCCCAAAGCAUCUGCGAGCGAGUGACCCCCCGCCUCUCCCACGCCAACUCGGCCGUGGUGCUCUCGGCCGUCAAGGUGCUGAUGAAGUUCCUGGAGCUGCUCCCCCGCGACUCGGACUACCACCACAUGCUCCUGAAGAAGCUCGCCCCACCGCUGGUCACCCUGCUCUCCGGGGAGCCCGAGGUCCAGUACGUCGCCCUGCGGAACAUCAACCUCAUCGUCCAGAAGAGGCCGGAGAUCCUGAAGCAGGAGAUCAAGGUGUUCUUUGUGAAGUACAACGACCCCAUUUAUGUCAAACUGGAGAAGCUGGACAUCAUGAUCCGCCUGGCCUCACAGGCCAACAUCGCUCAGGUUUUGGCUGAGCUGAAGGAAUACGCCACAGAAGUCGACGUGGACUUUGUCCGCAAAGCUGUGCGGGCCAUCGGCCGCUGCGCCAUUAAGGUCGAGCAAUCGGCCGAGCGCUGCGUGAGCACCCUCCUGGACCUCAUCCAGACCAAGGUCAACUACGUCGUCCAGGAGGCCAUCGUGGUCAUCCGGGACAUCUUCCGCAAGUAUCCCAACAAGUACGAGAGCAUCAUUGCCACGCUGUGCGAGAACCUCGACUCCUUAGACGAGCCGGAUGCCCGAGCGGCCAUGAUUUGGAUCGUGGGGGAAUACGCCGAAAGGAUCGACAACGCAGAUGAGCUCCUGGAGAGCUUUCUGGAAGGCUUCCAUGACGAAAGCACCCAGGUGCAGCUCACCCUCCUGACUGCCAUUGUGAAGCUGUUCCUGAAGAAGCCGUCCGAAACGCAGGAGCUGGUCCAGCAGGUCUUGAGCCUCGCCACCCAGGAUUCUGACAAUCCUGACCUGCGUGACCGUGGCUACAUCUACUGGCGCCUCCUUUCCACGGACCCCGUCACCGCCAAGGAGGUGGUCCUGUCAGAGAAGCCUCUGAUCUCGGAGGAGACGGACCUGAUCGAGCCCACGCUCCUGGAUGAGCUCAUCUGCCACAUCGGCUCCUUGGCCUCCGUCUACCACAAGCCCCCCAAUGCCUUCGUGGAGGGCAGCCACGGGAUCCAUCGCAAGCACCUGCCCAUCCACCACGGAAGCACCGACACCGGAGACAGCCCCGUGGGGACCGCGGCCGCGCAGGGCCUGGAGCAGCCGCAGGUGAUCCCGUCCCAGGGGGACCUCCUAGGCGACCUCUUGAACCUCGACCUCGGCCCGCCAAUGAACGUGCCCCAGGUCUCCUCCAUGCAGAUGGGCGCCGUGGAUCUCCUGGGAGGGGGCCUGGACAGCCUGCUUGGCAGUGACCUUGGCGGGGGAAUUGGAGGCAGCCCAGCAGUGGGGCAAACCUUCAUCCCGUCAUCAGUGCCUGCAACCUUUGCCCCUUCGCCCACGCCAGCCGUGGUCAGCAGUGGGCUGAAUGACCUCUUCGAGCUCUCCUCCGGCAUAGGCAUGGCUCCUGGCGGUUUCGUGGCUCCCAAAUCGGUCUGGCUGCCGGCCGUGAAGGCCAAAGGCCUGGAGAUCUCGGGCACCUUCAGCCACAGGCAGGGCCACAUCUACAUGGAGAUGAACUUCACCAACAAGGCCCUGCAGCACAUGAGCGACUUCGCCAUCCAGUUCAACAAGAACAGCUUCGGCGUCAUCCCCAGCACCCCGCUGGCCAUCCACACUCCUCUGAUGCCCAACCAGAGCAUUGACGUGUCCCUUCCGCUCAACACCCUGGGGCCAGUCAUGAAGAUGGAACCUCUCAACAACCUCCAGGUGGCCGUGAAGAACAACAUCGACGUCUUCUACUUCAGCUGCCUCAUCCCUCUCCACGCGCUCUUCGUCGAAGACGGCAAAAUGGAGCGCCAGGUGUUCCUUGCGACGUGGAAGGACAUCCCGAACGAGAACGAGCUCCAGUUUCAAAUCAAGGAGUGCCACCUGAACGCUGACACCGUCUCCACCAAGCUCCAGAACAACAACGUUUACACCAUCGCCAAGCGGAACGUGGAGGGCCAGGACAUGCUGUACCAGUCGCUGAAGCUCACCAAUGGCAUCUGGAUCCUGGCCGAGCUGCGCAUUCAGCCGGGCAACCCCAACUACACGCUCUCCCUGAAAUGCCGGGCCCCGGAGGUGUCGCACUACGUCUUCCAGGUCUACGACGCCAUUUUGAAAAACUAGCCGCCGACGCAGCUGCCGCCCCCCGCGCGGGUCCGAGUCGGGGCGGCUGCGCGUGCUCCGCAUCCCCUCGCCUGACCCGGGCCGGGAACGUGGCCAGCGGGGGCUCUGCGUGGCGCCCUCGCCCUCGCCCCGCCCCGCCCCGCCAGGGCCAGUCCACGGUAGUGAGUAGUGUCCGCGUGCCGGUAGCCGUAGCGGGAGCACCCCGCCCGAGACGCGCGGCCCCCGCGACCCGUUCGUAGCCGCUCGCCGGCCCCGUCUCCGCACUCCACGCCAGCCGCCCGCUUGUCCCGUGAGCUUCUCCAUCUCGUGCCAACGCUUUGCGUUUUCUAAGCCACCGUGAGCCACCCGCUCGUGCCACAUCGCGCGCCCCGGGGACCAGCCCCACGCCCCACUCCGUGCUCCCCGUUGCUCACUUCGGGUUCACCUCCUCUUGCGUUCACCUUCUCUCUGGCUGCCAAAGCGGGAGCCUCGGAGAAGGGCCAGUCUUACCGGAAGCAGCGGCUGGGUGUCGAUCUGCUCUGCGGUGCCCCCAGCUUGGUGCCGGCUGCAGCGCUGGGGGGUUUGCAGCCCCCGGGCCGGAAAUCCCAGCAGCCUGGCUCCUUUCCGCAUUCCAGGCCCAGAGCCCACUCUGCCGGCAGCCUGCCCGCCUUUGCCUUCCUGCGCAGGACGCUUCCUAGAGACCGGAGGCGGCUGCGCCUGCUUGCCCGCCGCAGAGCAUCGCCCGGCCUCCCCAGCCCGGCGCCGCCCGGUGUGUGGGCUGCCGUGCCCGUCGCCCAGCUGUGGAUUGGCCUCCCUGGCUGGGGUUGAGGGGAGCCGAGCAUCCAAGCUCCGUGGGGGCGCCAGGGCUUUGACGGGCCCCUGCCCUUCCGCGGGGCCCGGGUGACGUCUCCCCGGGCGAGGCGGCACCGACAGCCCAUCACUUCUAAGCGCAGCCGGUGCCUGCGGGGG
Messenger RNA from Varanus komodoensis (Komodo dragon), 3848 nucleotides. It is a transcript of the gene AP2B1, whose product is annotated as adaptor related protein complex 2 subunit beta 1. Gene Ontology annotation, cellular component: membrane coat; clathrin adaptor complex. The record is from RefSeq and is a predicted model, not a curated record. Lineage: Eukaryota; Metazoa; Chordata; Lepidosauria; Squamata; Varanidae. The transcript has 22 exons. Gene Ontology annotation, molecular function: clathrin binding. Bases 45 to 2900 code for a protein of 951 amino acids. Gene Ontology annotation, biological process: intracellular protein transport; vesicle-mediated transport.